Alligator mississippiensis (American alligator) is the source of this 3115-nucleotide messenger RNA. RefSeq names its product nuclear GTPase SLIP-GC. Lineage: Eukaryota; Metazoa; Chordata; Crocodylia; Alligatoridae. Gene Ontology annotation, molecular function: GTPase activity. The record is from RefSeq and is a predicted model, not a curated record.
UAGGCUUCAGUUUCGUUUCUCCUGUUCCAGGAAAUAGACAAUCACCACCGGCUCAGAAGCCGAUCUUUUUGAAGAGGUGCAGUACUUCAGACAGCCUCCAGAACCCAGACAUCCUGAAAAGUCACCUUCACCACAUUCCAGUCCUCAUACUUCCUGGUGUCAAAGAGCAAGAACAGCCCAGUGUGAACCAGCACUCCCUGCUCACUUUGGAGCUGGGCUCUUACAAUGGCAAGCAACGCACCACAACACCCAGGUGCUGAGGGGGGAGAAUCAGCAGAAGGGGUUCCAAACAAAAAGAGAAGGAACAACAGAUACCGAGCUUUCCCAAAGGAGCAGAAGAGGAUCCUGAAGACCUAUGAAGAUAUGGAAAGUGAGACAAAGAAAACUCUGGACACUGCAUUUGAGAAGCUGCUCAAUGUACUACCCUCUCUGGACAACAUGCCGGAUGGUGCUUGGUAUCUCAAGGACCGCCUCUCCGCACUGAAGGCAAAGAGCUCCUUGGACCCCAUUUACAUUGGGCUCUUUGGCACCACAGGGGCUGGAAAGAGCACGCUGCUCAACGCCAUCCUGGAGAAGAAGUUCUUCCUGCCUGUGUCGGGGAGCAGGACCUGCACCUCCUGCAUCGUGGAGAUCAAGACCAGCCAGACCAAAUACUAUGAAGCAAAUAUCCACCUUCUCUCAGAUGAGGAAUGGAAGAAGGAGCUGAGGAAUCUCGUGGAGCUUCUGAGCAAGACGGGGGAAGAGGACGAGGAGGGGAGCCAUAAUGAUGCUGAUGUCGAGGAAGUCAUUCAGAAGCUUCAGAGUAUUUAUGGGCAAGGUGCUGAAACCAAAUGUUAUGAAGACUUAUUGAAGAUGAAGCCAGUGAUAAAAAUUCCCACUUUGAGACGUAUUCCACUCAAAGGAAUGUCGGCAGAUGAGCUUUCUGAGAAACUGGACCCUUAUGUGCGGAGGUGGAGUGACGAGGAUGAGAGAGAGCCAGCACAGGAUGGAGACAAAGAAAAGAUGCGAUUCUGGCCCCUCAUCAAGCAUGUGGAAGUGACUCUCCCGAGGUCUGAUGUGAUACCAGAAGGUGUCGUGUUUAUGGAUGUUCCAGGGACUGGAGAUUUCAACAGCAAAAGGGAUCAGAUGUGGAAAGAGGGCAUCAAUAAAUGUUCAGUCAUCUGGAUUAUCAGUGAAAUUGUCCGAGCCCAGGGGGAGAAAGUCCAGGAAGUGCUGCUGGCAGAGAGCAUCAAGGCUUACCAAAGUGGGAGAUGCACUGACAUCAGCCUGGUGGUCACAAAGACGGAUGAGCUGAAUCUUGAAGAAUACAAUUGGGAACGAAGACACAGAAAUAUCCCUCUAGAGAGCAAACAUGAUGCCAUUUUAGAAAGAAAUGCAGCCAUGAAAUGGGAAAGGGGCAAAAGAAUGAAGGACAAGCUAAAGAGAAAACUGCCAAGUGACUCAGAGAUUCUGGACAAGACCGAUUUUGUCUACACUGUCAGCGCCAAUGGAUAUUGGGAUCAAACACUUAAUCUCAACAAGGAAGAGUCAGAGAUACCCAAGCUGAGAGACUAUGUCCGGAGUGUCUAUCUGAAAGAGAAGAAGCUGCUGCUAACGGAUUAUGUGAGGGAGACACUGGUCAUUCUCUCAGUGGUUCAAAACCUCAGGAAGACACCUGAAUGCUUGGAUCAAUUUGGUGAGCAGGAUCACUUGGAGAACUCUGUCAAGAAGGAAAUUAUGGCUCUGGAAGAACAGGUUAAAAAAUGUUUUGACCAGAUGAAUCAUCCCCUUGAUGAAGGUGCCAAGGAUGCCAUUAAAUCCAAGAAGAGAAUUAUAAGUACAUUCCUUGAUCGAGACAACGGAAACCAAGGUUUUUAUGGCACCCUCAAAGCCCUGUGCCUGAGGCAUGGUAUGUACGCAUCCCAGUCCUGCCCCCGGAUAGACAUCAAUGAUGCUCAGCCCAUCUUUGAUAAAAUUGACAAGAUGUUUGGAAACAUAUUCAGUUAUUGCAAUAGGAUCCAAAGAGGCACUCGAGCCACAUUGAGAGACAAACUGAAUACCUUCAUGGACGCUGUGAGGAAGAAAUUUGAGAAGGUUGGGGAGGAGAAUUCAGCAGCUGAUAACAACUGCCAGCCCAGCUUCCUUAUGCAAGAAAUGAAAGUCAUCAUGAGUUCCCUUGACAGAUACAUCCUCCAGAAGAAGGCAGAUAUCUACCUGUCCCUUUCGCUCUCCAUUCAGAAUGAUCUAGAGCCGUAUUAUGAUGAGGCAGCUAAAGUAAGGGGGAAGCAAGCCUGCCAGAGGAUGAAAACGAUCCUCACGGAGAACAUAGACAAAGAGGUGAAGAGUGGGAUGUUUGAACGGGCAACAGAGAGGAUGAGGGAGCAAUUCCAGAAGCUGAAGAAUGAUAUGACAGAGAAGCUGCUAAAUGACUAUUCCAAGAUGAUCAAACUUGCCUUUUCUCACUGGGAAAGGGAUGCUGGGGACCUGCCAGAUUUCAAGAGAGAACAUGAAAACAUUAAUGGCCUUCUUGAACGUCUGGAAAACUGUGAAUAAAAAGAUCAGGGGGGAAUUAUUUAAAAAAUAUAUAUUUCCGAUUCAUCAGGUUAUAGAGAUUUUUUUCCUUCUCUUCCUUGCAACAAAGUUACAGGUUUUAUUAGUUUUAAUCAUGCGUGAUGUUAACAGAAGCAUUUCAGUUCAUUACUUUCUCACUUUUGCAUAUAUAUUUCACGAAUUAUUAACCUAUUUGAGUGUAGCAUUGAUUAAGACAGAGAUGUUAAAGACAGAGCUGAUAUGAGAUAGAGAUGAUAAGAUAGAGAUUUCUAUUAAGAUAGAGAUGAUGAAGUGUUCAAUCCACCCUGCACUGUGAAAAUAGGAGAAAGUGAACAAGAUACAAACUUGUUUAAUGCAUUUGUAACACACUUUAGCAGCAAUUUAUUGAGAAUAACAGUGUUUUUACUCAUCGUUUCUAAAAAAAGGUUGUGGAUUUUAAGAAGAAAAUAGAAGAAUGCACAAAGCUUCUGAUGAAGUGUCCAAGUCAAUGCAAACUGAGAGAAAUAUAAAGUUUACAGAAGUAAACUGCCCAGGAAUUGUUGCCCUCAGCAUUUGCCAGGUUCCCAUGCAAACAGCCCAGAAUAAU